Lentinula edodes (shiitake mushroom) is the source of this 252-nucleotide messenger RNA. RefSeq lists its product as uncharacterized. The annotation marks the transcript as partial. NCBI's taxonomy places the organism in Eukaryota, Fungi, Basidiomycota, Agaricomycetes, Agaricales, Omphalotaceae. The record is from RefSeq and is a predicted model, not a curated record. The transcript has a single exon.
CAAAGCCACCUCGGCCUCGUCCCUCCCCAGGACGCCGACAUGGAUGAUGACCACUCCACACCCUACAUGCGUUCCGCACCCUACCCGAAUCCCGAUCGACUCAAUUCUCAAGAAGACCAGAUGGUCGCUGAUCCUCUUUCGACCGACAUAAUCAACCUGUGGACUGAUACUUCGAGACAGCAUAGGGAGAUCUUCACAGAGGUGUUCAGACCAGUUCCAAGUAAUUUGGUGAGGGACUGGGCGCGGUAUGAU